Molecule: messenger RNA, 4706 nt
Organism: Mizuhopecten yessoensis (Yesso scallop)
Lineage: Eukaryota; Metazoa; Mollusca; Bivalvia; Pectinida; Pectinidae
Product: protein virilizer homolog
Exons: 27
Coding region: 1-3747 (1248 amino acids)
Cellular component (GO): RNA N6-methyladenosine methyltransferase complex
Molecular function (GO): RNA binding
Source: RefSeq, a predicted model, not a curated record
AUGGGUGCUCUGCGAAAAUCAUUGAGUAUUGUUGAGCGUUUGUCAGCACUAGAGGAGGAAACUGGUCAGAAGAAAGAUGGCGAAAGUUCUGACCUUGACCUUGAGAGUUUGAUGAUAACCAAUACAGUGACGGACACAGAAAUUGACACACUGGUCAGUGGUCUGGAAGAGGUCAAUAAGGUCUUGUCCAUUGCUCCCAGCAUGAUUGGCCAGCCAGGACGUACCCUUCCGGGGAACACAUUCGAAAUAAAAACCAAACCAAAUGACCCAUAUCCCAACUUGUAUCACUUUGCCGCGGCCAGUGGUCUGAUGGAAGCCCUUUUUGUAUUGUUGUCUGUUCCCUCCACGGCUGGGCACCACCAAUUAUUUCCUGUGAUAAACAAGCUCCUGAAGACUCUGGUCAAAACACAACAUGGCCUGCAGUUUCUGUCGUGUCGACCAGACGUCAUCAAUGGUAUCAUACGCUCAGCUGCCACACAAGACAAUGAAUACAGCAGGGAUGAACCGGUGGACGAUAACCCACUACACAGACUAGGACUAGAGGUAUUCCAUGACCUGCUCGCUCUUCAGUUUAUUGACCAGCUCCUUCAGUACCAGAGUAAAGAGGACAAGGAGAUGGAUGAGGUGGUGUCUAUCGAGGCACUCCACAAUCUGUACACAAUGACCUUUACCCCGGUGGGACGAGAGGCAGUUGUUCAUGUCCUUGGUCAGGACGAUAACUUGACCGCCAUUCUUCCCUUUGUGGAGCACACAGGGGUCGAGGAAAGAGAUGCACGCCUUAAGAAGUCUAUCUGUGCUGGGUACACACUCAACUUACUGUUGUUACUGACCCGACAGUCUAGUAACUGUUACAUUUACCAACAGUUUGGACAGCGCCUCUUGGAUAUCGCAGACAAGGACUACAGCAGUAAACUGUUGGACCUGAACGAAUGGCUGUCACCACUGAAGAGCAUUACAAGUUAUAAUCACGAAGGAGUAGCAUCAGCCAUAAUACAGCUCCGCCUCCACGCAGACAACCUCCAGAAAAUCCCACGUCCCUUGGUGACAGUGGUACGAAUACUACGGCACAUGAGCAUCGCCCCAGAGCGCAACUACCCCCAUGAUGAGCCAAUGGAAAUGAAGUACAAAUACAGCCUGUUGGAGAUGUACAGUGGGGACUGUCUCCACAUAUUUAUCAACAUUAUACAGAAAACCUGUGAGUUUCUGCUGCGGCCAUGGCAACAGGGUUUUGUGCCUAGUUCUGACCAAAUCUACUACCACAUAUCCGUCAUAAUACCUACGAUGAACAUGGUCCGAGCUAUGCUAGCCAGUCUAAUUCAGGCCAGAGGAGUGGAGUUCCAUGACCUGAACUUCCUGCCCGUGCUGUUUGAGCUCCAUACAGUAUUAUGUUCUGUACCGCUGUCAUCCAUGUUCCUGGAGGAGGUGCACAUCAUUCAAAAAGAAGUGAUUGACACCCUGAUGGCCUACACACAACCAGAAAUACAGCAAGCUGAUAAUGAAGAAGCUCUGAGCCAAAGUCUGUGGACUAAAGUGAUCAAGGAACUCCUGAAGUAUAUUGUCAAAGCUCCUUACACGUACCUCAGUGGCCUUCUUAUACUGUCAGAGUUACUGCCCUUACCUCUUCCUCUUCAGACAAAAGAGCCCCUGAGUGUGGAGGAGUCAUCUCGAGCCAUUAACAUGCGUAAGUUGUGGAGCAUGCACCUGUAUGCGGCCACACCCCAGCUACAGGAAGUGAUCCAGCUACUGUCCACCUCCACGUGUCAACCUUUACAACACAUCCUGCGCCGUGUCUGCUGGCAGCUGUCUGACUUGUCAGCCCACAUUGCCCUUGUGAUCACAAGGUGUGUGUUAGACAUUGUGAUUGAGAGUUUCCAGACGAUGAAAGUGACUCGGUUGGAGGACAAGGGAGAUGGGGAGGCUGUGGAAGAGAUGGAGGAAAGGAUUGCAUCACCAUAUGCCAGCAAGAUGUUGAAUCUCCUCGCCUACGUCCUCUCACAACCCUCCAUCAAAUGUGCCACGCUACAGCUCACUAACAAGUCAGGGCCAGCUGGAGAGGAGAAGUAUGUGGAACUGUUUCCUCAGCUGUUACAGAUCCUCAACACAGUGUGUGACCGUGUCCCCCACAUACAGGCCCAGGAAUGUAUCGUGUCAAUCAUUCAGAGUAUGUGUGAUGUUGAGGUUGCAAUAGUGAUGGGAGACGCCUUCACCAUCCAAGACCAGAUAGCCCAGGCGUUACCCAGUAAGGAGUACAUGCACCAGAUCACUAACUCACUGCUUGACCAUAUGGGCAACCCCGACCACAACUAUGCUUCCAUACUGCCGUGUGUCCGAACCCUCGUCAUGUUCACUGACCAUAACUAUGGCUUCUUCCACCUCAAAAGUCUGUUGGAGCAGAAGACAACAGCUCUUGGUCGCUUGAUGGUCCGUAUCAACACAACAUUUAGCAAGGACAGUUCCGACUGUCUGUCUACGCUUUCCACAUUACUAGAGUUUCUGCGCCUGCUAGUGGAGAUUCCGGAGGACGGACCAGAACUGACACGAACCUACACCUUGACUCAAACGGAGCUACAGGCUGUGCUAUCAUGGAACCCUAGCAUGGAGAAUCACCCUCUUCUCGACCUUGAAAAACUGCUGGAGGACAGUGCUAAGGAGGAGGAGAGUCUGGAGAGUUUACUGGACAAUAUGGUCAGUCUGAUGAAGAUGCUGAGAGAACCCAGUACAGAUGCCCAGGACAAGCCAGCUGUAGUGGAGCCCAUUCUCCCCCCUACAGAGCCACUCAAUGCUAUGUUUAACAUGCGGGCUGUGUUUGUGGUCACUGAUGGCGAGGAUGAGCGUCUAAGCCCUGCCUACUGGCUGGCAAAUCCUGUAUUAGACGAGGCAGAUAUUGAGCCAGAUAUGAUACGCUUUGACAUGGAAAGCAUGUGUGUAAAACACUGUCCAGAGUUUAAUCUCGAGGAGGAACUCAAGAAGACGACCAUGUCCUCGACUGAGGAACUCACUCGACCCCGCAGGCUCAAACAGGGUGAUAGGAGAAAGUCACAAGAGAUCAGUAUUAAUAGAGGCAGAGGUUUCAGACGACCAUUUGUUGCUCCGAUGCGAGGACGAGGUAUUGCAAGAGGCAUGAUGAACAACAGUGGACGUGUGGAUUCGUUCCGCUCUCGGCCUCCAAACACGAGCCGACCUCCGUCAAUGCAUGUGGACGAUUUCAUGAAGUUGGAGAAGGGUUCCCAGGGUCAACAACCUCCAGCACAGUCACUCACUCCGAUACCGGAGCGAAGAAUGAUGGGAAAGGAGAUGAAUCGAGGAGGUGGUCGAGGAGGCCGGGGAUUUGACCGUGGAGGAUUUGAUCGUGGUGGUGGAGGAAGGGGAUACAGAGGCGGGCGCUUCUUCACACCACCCUCAAACUACAAUCGUAACAAUGACAGAACAACGGACACUAACUACAGUGACAGCAAUAGAGGGGGAGGAGGACGAGGCAGUUUCUACAAUAACAGACAGAAGUCCAGCUUCAACAGUCCUCGAUCUUUUGAGAGAGAAAAUGACGGUGGAGGUGGAGGUGGAGGUGGAGGCAGAGUGGGGCAAGGGGAGAGAAGAGGUGGCAAGGACUUCCGCUUCUCCCCUCAAGGUCGUGGGGGCUACUGGAACAAGGACCAGGAUGCUGGCAGCGGUGGCAGAUUUGGUGGCCAGAUCUUCCGAGGAGGACGACGGGAGUAUGCGGGACAUCAUCAGCGGUCCUUCACCAAAUAGACAUUGCCAAAAUCAGCUAAACUUUUCAAGUCAGACUUGUUUAGGUUCCCCAAAAGGAAAUUCAUUGGAAACAAAGAUUAUCUUACUUGCAGCGAUGUAAAUGAAAAUAGAAUCAAAAGUGUGUGUCUGUAAAUAACAGUGAAUAUUGAUAUUUCAAUAGUAAUGGUAUGGGAAGUAAUUUUUCCAGAUCAUCAGAUUUUAUACGGACAAGGGUUCACUGUCCAAGAAUGUACUGUGCACCAAGUAUAUGGAAAUUUGGAGAACUGACUUUUGAAUUUGUACUUCUUACAAAGAUUUUGCAAAGAUUUCAGUUCUUCAACUGGACAGUUAAAGAUACAUUGUCUUUUAAUACGAGUUAUUAAGUAUUUGAUAGAUAUGUGAUUUAUGAUUUAUCACCUGAUGAUGGCAAAAAGAAUGAAAUAAAAAUAAACAAAAACGUUAAUUUCUUCCAAACAACUUAAUAAUUGCAACUAUUAAAAAAAAAAAAAAGAUAACAUUAAUUCCACUUCAAUCAUGUACAGAAUGGAAGAGUUUAGCAAUGGGAGAUAAUUCACUAUUGUUCCUUAGGAUAAAUGUGCAAUUUACACAGACAUCUCCAUACUGACAUUUGUCUUGUUGCAUGGUAAUCACUUAUUAUUAGUAUGUACAUUGCACAUGCAUUUUUACAUUCAUGGUGAUACCAGUAAAUACAUUUUCGAAUUUUAUUGAGGGACUUUUAAUUGAAAGAAGAUUUUGACAAUAGAUUCAAGUUAACAAAAUUGUGUUCAAUUCACGAUUUUGAAAACUAUGAUACGUAUUGGUAAUUAUCAGAAGAGUGCUUGUCAAACAGACAAAAUUGACUUUUUUAUGUCCACGACAUGAACAUUAUUGAUAUUCACAGUUUUACUUGAUUGUGCUUUGUCAUGUUUUGUGGAAUACAAUCAACCUAAAAAAAUAAAAUAUCUGAAGAAGAAAACACA